UUGCAACCCUACUUACACACCGGUUUAUUCUGUCAACCAGUGGAAGCGCGUCAACAUGAAGUGGUCAGCACUACUCCCUCUGUCGGUCUCCGUACUGGCCGUUCUUCCUUCCACUGGUGCGUGGGAGUUCACCUGGAGAGACUCCAACAACACUUCACACUUGGAAACCGGCCACGGGCCCUCUGAGUGCAUCACAGUCAACCAUGAAAAGGGAAAGGUAUUCGCCAUCGAUGCGCAGGGCGAAAAGAAUAUAAAUAUGUUAUUAUACGGCACCGACGACUGUUCCGACAAGGCUGUGGGACAGGCGACCGAGCGUUUUUCAAAAGCGUCGUCGGUAGACAUCCAUGGCUUCCAAGUUAAGAGAAUCUCGGGCGGAUCGAAUUCGACCACGACUGCUGCGAAUACUACCGUGAUAUCGACAACACGAGCCCAGUCGUCCUCCACCGCCAGCAGCGAAUCCAGCGAUGUACCCACGGCGUCGGCGACCACCACGUCGGAAACAGCUGCCACUACCACAAGCGCGAGUGAAACAAGCACGCCCACGCCGAAUGCAUCAUUGAGACUGUCCGUUACCAGUAGCGACAUGGCGAAGACCGUGAUUGGUAUGGUGUUGGGACUUGCGACGCUUGAAUGGCUGUGUUAGUUAUCUGUGAUGGAGAUGUACGGAGGAAGAUGGCUGGUUAAUUGUCUAUGCUUGGCUAGUUAAGGUCUGUCUACACUAAUAAGCCACUUUGUCCUUCAUCGCAGCUCCUAUGGCUCAGUUGGUAGAGCGCAUGACUAGU
Messenger RNA from Aspergillus pseudonomiae, 782 nucleotides. RefSeq lists its product as uncharacterized. The transcript has a single exon. NCBI's taxonomy places the organism in Eukaryota, Fungi, Ascomycota, Eurotiomycetes, Eurotiales, Aspergillaceae. The record is from RefSeq and is a predicted model, not a curated record. The coding region runs from base 56 to 643 and encodes 195 amino acids.